AGGCGUUUCCACGUUUCAGCAGCCGGUGACUGAGCAGCGGACAGCGAGGCAGACGGACGGAAAGCGGACUCACGACCAUCCUAAACAUUUCUGUCUUAAUAUCUUCAAACUCUUGAGUGACAGUUCAUCUCACCCGUGCUCCCUUCACGGCCGCGUGUCUCCCUGCCGAUGACACAGAUUAAGAUCCAUCACUGAACGACUUGAAGCUGCAAAAGUGAACCGAGACUGACGGAGUGGACUUUUUCUUCUUCUUCUUCUUCCUCUUCCUCUUCCUCUCCCUGCAGCACGUCUGUACUCUUCACAGGCCGAAAUAAAAUUCCCACAGAGCUGCUUUCUGUGAGACCCGGAGGAGAUUAUCUUCCCGCAGACUCCCGCAUCUCUCCCUGUCUGUAGCUGACUCAUAUUUGCUUCGCUCGGGACCAUGGCGGAGUACAGCUCUCUGCUCAGCGACCUGUCUGAAAACAUCACCAACGAAGACUUGGAGCAGCUCAAGUCCGCAUGCAAGGAGGACAUCCCCGAGGACCAGAGCAACAACAUCACCUCCUCCAAGGAGUGGUUCAGCUACCUGGAGAAAAACGACAAGCUGGCCCAUGAUAAUCUGUCGUACAUCGAGCACAUCUUCGAGAUUUCGCGGCGACCGGACCUGCUGACGAGGGUGAUCGAGUACCGCACCACCGUGCUCAAGAUCUCUGAGGAUGACGAGAUCGACACCAAGCUCACACGCAUCCCCUCCGCCAAGAAGUACAAAGACAUCAUCCGCCAGCCCUCUGAAGAUGAGAUCAUCAAGUUGGCCCCUCCCCCUAAAAAAGUUUGAGAUUGCGACCCGCAACCCCGAUCUUUGCACCUUGAUUUCCUCACUCCUGGCACUCCAAUCAACCGACCGACCGUUUCUGACCAACCCCAUCACUCCCCCACCUCACCCCCCCCACACACGCACGCACGCACACACACAUCC
Messenger RNA from Cottoperca gobio, 955 nucleotides. RefSeq names its product proliferation and apoptosis adaptor protein 15 (gene pea15). Lineage: Eukaryota; Metazoa; Chordata; Actinopteri; Perciformes; Bovichtidae. Gene Ontology annotation, biological process: MAPK cascade; regulation of apoptotic process. The transcript has 4 exons. The coding region runs from base 422 to 814 and encodes 130 amino acids. Gene Ontology annotation, molecular function: protein binding. The record is from RefSeq and is a predicted model, not a curated record.